ACACACAUAUUCUAUCGCCAAUUAGUUACUGUUUCCAUGUUCCAGUAUGUCUGCCAGCAUUCGUCCACCAGAUAAGACAGGAAUUGGUGGUCCUGCACCUUUGCCUGCAAAUCCUGGGAACGUGUUAAAAACACCAGAUGAUAGCAUGAACAGUACAACUAACCAAACAAAUGGUACUGUGCCUGUUAAUGAGGCGAAACAGAAUGAAACAGGAUCGGCAACAAACAUGCCAACAAAUGCAGGUGAAACCACCGGAAGUAUGGAUUUAAAAUCACCAUUUGAAGAGAAACCAGGACGCACUCCUGACAAAAUGACACCAAAUGGAUCUAAAUCAGUUUCAUAUCCAAUAGGAGGUGUCAGUCCACAACACGAUAAUGGGACAAACAGACCAGUAAGACCGAUUUCUGCAAAAUCAAUGGCCGAUGUUUUAAAAGCAGAUUUAAUGGUUUGUCCAAUAUGUGACAAGGAGAUGACUGCGCCAAAGCAAUUUCCAUGCCUUCACGCAUUUUGCGAGGGUUGUAUUUCCUCUAAUGUGGCAAACCUAAAAGAUGAGGAUCCCCAUUGUCAAAUUCGAUGUCCAGUUUGCGAAAUUCCAGUUUCAAAUUCGCGUAAUUACGUUGACGCCAAAGUUUUUGCUGAAAGCUUACCGCCGAGUCUUUUCAUUUCGUCUUUGUUAGUACAGAAACAGAUAAAACAAAAGCAAUGUAAACCUUGUAACAAUUCUGGAAAGAGAACAUCAGCCGACUCAUGGUGCUCUUACUGCGCAGAAACUUUGUGCCCUGAGCAUUUGUCUUACCACAACGCUCUUACGUCACCAUCCAUACAUCAUGUGUUUAAGAUGUCACAAAUCGAGAAAAAUCCUCAGAUAGCGGAAACUUCCGGGAAAUGUAAUAUUCAUGAAUACGAAAGGAUCAAAUAUUUUUGUCAAGACCAUAAAUUUCCUUGCUGUGAGAUCUGCUGGAAAUCAAGUCAUGAGUUAUGCGAUGUUGAAUCUUUGGAAUUGGCCGCAUCUAGCGUCAAGAACAAACCCGAAACAACCAGGCUGAUUGGGGAUUUAGCAAUUAUGGGAUCACAUUCAGAACAUAUUCUCCAAGACAGGAGGAGAAAUAUAGAUGAUCUAGAGCACCAGAAAUCAGAAGAGAAAAAAUCUGUUAAAAAAAUGCGCGAACAAAUAAAUGAACAUCUGGACAAACUUGAGAGUAGCAUGAUGGAUGAUCUUGAUAAAAUUCAUCGCCAAAAGACAAAAGAGAUUGAAAAGGAAGUCCAACUUUUUGAACAUAAACAACAAAGUGUUUCCUUUUAUAAGCUUUUAUUGGAAAGUGUCUUAAAGAACUCAUCAGAUGUCUUAGCGUUGACGGAACUUGCUAAAAUUAGACACCAGUGUAAAAUCCUGGACGAAAAUUUGCAUCAUAGAAUAUCGAAACUCAAACGCACAGAUUUUUCUGUUGUUUCAAAUAAUUUAGCUGGAAACAUGGGAAAGCUGGCAGAAGUAGAAAUCAAACAAAGGCCGAUAACUCCUCCAACAGCAUUUGAAUCACGACCAAAACACAGCGGAAUCUUAACACCAAGAUCUAAACUUCUCCAUCCUUCGCGGCGGGAAAAGGGCAAUACCUUUCUUGUUCUAAGAUAUUCCAGCAGUAAAAUAACAGGAGGGUGUUCAUUGAAGUCGUCACUUCUUCUAGUUGAUAAUCGCGGUAAAGAAAUACGCGGUUAUUCAAUAGAAGGUCAUAGAGAGGAAAAACAGGUUUUCUCGUUUAAAGCGGAAUCGGAAGCAAACCCGUUUGACAUCACAGUUCUACCACCACGACGCUCGACUAUAAUGGUGAUCGCUACAAUUCCUCUGAAAAAUCGAUUGCAAGUUCUGGAGUUCGGAGAUGACCACAAUACAAAAGGAGCUUAUUACAAGACCAAUGGAAAAUGCUACGGAAUAUCGUAUAUGGAUGGAUAUAUUAUAGUUGCAUGUCAUACAAAGCUUGAAAUAUGGCGAAUGGACGAGGACUAUAAUUUGAUGUUCGAGAGAAGCAUUUUGACCAAAGGGGAUCACGUGAACUACGUCUGUGCAGCCGACAACAGGAUUUAUUAUUCUGAUUCGGCAGACAAAGGUUCUGUAGUUUGCACAACUUUAGAUGGCACCAAUAUUUUUGCUUAUAGUCAUCAUAAUCUGCGGAUGCCAAUGGGAGUAGUCUUAGAUCAAAGCGGGAAUGUGUAUGUAGCUGCAUACUACUCGAAUAAUAUACAUUUGAUAAGUCCCGAGGGUGUCCUAAUGAAAGUAACAACACCAAAAGAUUCGCACUUCAAUAAACCAUUAUUUCUCAUUGAAAUGGACGGUAAAAUUUUUGUUACAUAUGACAAACACAAAAUAACGUCAUUGCAUUGACACUGUACUCUCCCGAAUUGGUGUGCUGUGCUGUGUGUAUGUCCAAAUAAAAAGAUAAAAAAUAUCUAUUGUAGACCUGAUGUACAUUGGUGAUUGGUGAGGUUGCUGCCUCAUCGACGUCUUUCCGUCCGUCCGAAAGACCUCGGGUAGCAUGCAGCGACUAAGGUUCAGACCAGGUAUUGGUCUUGUUCAUAUACUUGUAUAUCAAUGAAUUCUUCACGUAUGUUAAUGGUUGAAAUACUGGAUUUAGACUCUGACUGUUGUAUAUUUUUGUAAUCCAUUUUAACUGGACUGUUUUUUCAAAUGAUUUGUUCUGUCCUUCUUCGAUACAAGAGUUUCUAUUGCUACAUUGGUAACUUUUUUAAUUACAUUUCAACUUGAAAUCAAAUUACCAUUCUAAUAUACUUUUAAAGUGGCGAUUGUUGUUCACUAAAACACUUUUGCUGUAUCUCAAAUAUAUCUUACAUCAUUUUAGCAUCCUCAUCUCCAUACCCAAAAUAUUGUGUGCAUGUCAGAAAAUGAAGGUAGAAUACUUGUAUCAGUAAAAUAUCACAAAACCACAAAAAUAGGAGUAAACACAGUCAGAAUCGCAUGAACUCCAAUUAAGUCAUUCUACACAUCUUGGCAGGUUAUAUAUAUGCAGGGUACCGAGAUCUGCCGAGGUUGGUCGAAUACAAAAAUGCGAGACCAUGACAAGCUCAUCAUCGUACGAAUUAUGCGUGGAUUAACCGGCAUGCGAUUCCAAAGUAAUGUCCAGUGUCAAGUAUCACUGACAGGCAACCAAAAACAAAAACAGUAAAUUCCGACGGAAUCUGAUGGAAUCUAUCACAAAUUUACAUUUUAGUUAUAUAAAAUAAGGUGAUGCGGUAUGCCUUCGAAUGAGACAACUAUUUAGAGAGGUCAAAUAACGUGGAUUUAAGCCAUUAAAGUCCACCGUACGACCUUCAACAAUGAGCUAAACCCAUACCAUAUAGUCAGCUAUAAAAAAAGCCUCGACAUGAAAUAAAAUGUGAAAUAAUUCAAUCGAGAAAAAAACGACCAGUUUUAUGAAAACAAAAAUAUACGAACUGAACAAAUAUAACAGACAGCAACCAUGCAACGACAACCACUGCAUUACAGGUUGCUGACUUGGAACAGGCACAUAAAUAAAGUUGCGGGGUUAAACAUGGUUGUUAGCGCUCAACCCUCUCUCUAAGUUGAGAAAGUUUAGAAACUAAGACAAUUUUUGUACCAAAAUCAAUGUUGCAAGCCCUUAGACAAAGUUUUAUUUAGGGCUUACCUGUUCUUUUUGGGUUUCCAAACUUUAUACAAAAAUAAGGAGAUGUUGUUUAAUUCCUUAUAUAUCUGACAACUAUGCACCUAAUUCAAUAAGACAAAGCUGUAAACAAAUCUCAGUACUGAACUCGUGGGUUAUACUUAUACAUCCCAAACUGUCAAAAUGUUAAUAUACAGCAAUAAUUUAUUAUAAACAACAACAUAUGUAACUGAUGAAUAAAUCCUAAACAUUU
Molecule: messenger RNA, 3885 nt
Organism: Mytilus californianus (California mussel)
Lineage: Eukaryota; Metazoa; Mollusca; Bivalvia; Mytilida; Mytilidae
Product: E3 ubiquitin-protein ligase TRIM33-like
Exons: 1
Coding region: 47-2377 (776 amino acids)
Molecular function (GO): metal ion binding
Source: RefSeq, a predicted model, not a curated record